Molecule: messenger RNA, 369 nt
Organism: Besnoitia besnoiti
Lineage: Eukaryota; Apicomplexa; Conoidasida; Eucoccidiorida; Sarcocystidae
Exons: 3
Coding region: 1-369 (122 amino acids)
Source: RefSeq, a predicted model, not a curated record
AUGCAUUCCACAGCAAAAGAAGAAAUGAAGGCGUGCGCUGCGCUCAUGCUUGGACUUGCUCUGCAGUUCCUGAGAAUAAUUCCAGACGACGGCAAAUGGCGCGUUUCCCUCUCUCGUGCUGCUGAAUCUCUGGAGGAGUCCAAGAUACCUUCCACCAGUCAAGAUUUUCACGACGACGAAGACGCAGACGGCGAGCCUGACUCCGCACACUUGCAGAAUGAUGCGGUAUGGAGGAAGCAGCAUCGGAUCAGGGGAAGGAACUACGGCAGCUACAUAUCAGGCUUCAACGCUUUCCCAUAUGGCUAUAGCUACUAUGGUCACCCCUACGGCACCAACUAUGGCCGUGUCUGGGGCUUCCGGCGAUUCUGA